Exserohilum turcica Et28A is the source of this 975-nucleotide messenger RNA. RefSeq lists its product as uncharacterized. The transcript is spliced from 3 exons. Bases 82 to 759 code for a protein of 225 amino acids. Lineage: Eukaryota; Fungi; Ascomycota; Dothideomycetes; Pleosporales; Pleosporaceae. The record is from RefSeq and is a predicted model, not a curated record.
UUCUCCAUUCGCGCAUCAUACCGAGGAGCCUCUCAUCAAUUGCCCGUCGCGAGCUUCAAUUGAUCUUUCCGCAGCUUCAUCAUGUCUUUUAUAAGGUCUUCUGCCCUGCGCGCCUCGUCAUUCGCACGAGCCGCGCGCCCGACGAGGUUUAUCCGUGCUGCCGAGCUCCAGCCAUGGCAACGAGCUGUUCAGCGCAGAACAUACGCCAGCGAACACGGCUCGCACGGUGCAACCCAGAGCAGCGAUGUCCCAUGGAUGGGUGCGGCUGUAAUUGGCACGGCUGUUGGUCUCUACGUUGUCCUGAACCAGGACACCAACCACGGCGAAGAACACCACCCUCUGGGUGACCCACACGGCGAAGGAAGUGCCCACAAGACUUCUACUGAGUCUGCCAAGGAAGAGGCAGAGGAAGAGCCCAAGGAGGAGACCAAGAAAGAGCCAACAAGCGAGCAGCAGGACCCUAACAAGGCCACCAAGGAGAACAGCGAGGAGAAGGACACUCAGUCUCCCGACGAGUCUGACAAGCCCGAUCCCCGCAAAGAGGAGACCAAGAGCACCAACGAGAUGUCUGGCAAGCAAAAGGGCCUGUCCAACGACAACACGGAGCACUCUUCGCAGAUCGACAAGCAGCCCGAAAAGAGCAAGAAGGGAGAGGGCGUGGCCGAAACGGCUAAGCUGCAAGGAACCGUGUCGACUGAGCGCCCUGGCGCGGAGAACAAGGAGGAGCGCGGCAAGACCAAGAUGGACAAGGACGCAUAGACUGGGUGUCUUGAGAUUCGCCGCGUCUCGGAGGCUAGAAAGAUAUGGCGGCGACGGUCCAGGUCGCCGCCCUUGUAUAAUGAGUAAAAUCAAAUCAGCUAAUGAGUCGACUGCCACAUACUACUGCCCGUGCCAGGCGUCGCGAUAUGCUUUGGGCCAUGACUCGAGCGACGAGUGAUUGUGCACGUGUUGCGGGUCGCCAGCAGCAGUGGAUCC